Messenger RNA from Spirometra erinaceieuropaei, 1641 nucleotides. Lineage: Eukaryota; Metazoa; Platyhelminthes; Cestoda; Diphyllobothriidea; Diphyllobothriidae. The record is from the annotation of a GenBank genome assembly.
AUGUCCGAUCACAGUACUACGACCCAUGCUACGGCGUCCGCGGGAACCGACGCGCUCCGCAACCCUGGUCCAGUGGUGCGGGCGAAUAGUAUGCGAGAUGGACUACUCAAUCGUGGACGGACUCUCGGUAUUGGAUGCUGGAAUGUGCGAACGUUCCUGGACCCUGGUACCCAAAUUCUGACCGCACGCAGCCUUUAUCAGUACAACGUGGAUGUCUGCUGUCUGUCUGAGGUUCGACUCCCUGACUCAGGCUCCCGUAAAAUAAAGAUCCCUGGAGUCGAAUCACACUAUAUCCUGUACCACAACGGCCCGCGCGAUUCCUCUGGUCGACACGGUGUGGCGAUCGCCCUAUCUCAACAAGCGGACCUCGCGCUACUUGCUUGGGAACCCGUCAAUGACCGGAUGGCCUACGUGCGACUGAAGGGUCACUUCACGAACAUCUCAACCGUUUCUGUGUACGCACCAACUUCGGCUGCCGAACAGCGCGAUAAAGAGGCGUUUUACUCUCAGUUGCAAGCGCUAGUUGGAAGAGUGCCUCGCCGCGAUCUGCUGAUUGUUGCUGGCGAUUGGAAUGGUCGAACUGGACCUGGCGACCCCACAACCAGUCAUCUUCUUGGCUUUGGGCUUGGCUCCCGAUGCGAAAAUGGUGAGAGAUUGCUGAACUUCGCUGAUCGAAACCGACUGCUUGUCACCAACACAUGUUUCCAGCAUCGCCAGAAACAUCUGCUGACCUGGUAUUCAAACGACGGUCUUACGGCCAGUCAGAUUGACUGCAUAAUAGUCAGCUCAAGGUUUCGCAGCUGGGUUCAUGAUAGCAGAUUGAAGCGUGGUGCCGAGACUGGUAACGCCCAUGGGUCGGACCAUGUCCUUGUUCGUACACGCUUGAAAGUUCACCUUCCAUCUCCGCUAAAAAUGCCACGUCGUAGACGCUUCGAUGUCUCAAAAAGCCGGCAAAUCAGCACUGUCGAGGCCCUGAGCCGAAAAAUGCGAUCCUGUUUUAUGACCCGGGCCGACGGAGAAGUUAGUAACCAGUGGUUGUCACUGAAGACUUCAGUUUAUGAGGCAGCUGAGAAAAUCCUUGGAUACAACCAACGACGCCGCAGUGACUGGAUCAGCGGGAGAACCCUGCAGUUGUCUGCUCAGACGGCUAGAGCUAGGUCCCGCAACGAUGAUUACUUCCGCCAACUUCGGAAGAUGACGGCAAAAUCGGCCAGGGAUGACCGGAAUCAAUAUUGGACUGAAAUAGCGACCUCCAUGGAACAGUUCUCGAACGUUGGUGACACUCGAAAGCUCUACCGUCUGAUCCGCCAAGUUAGCGGUAAGCCCUCUACACUGAGUGACUCUGUUUGCGAUGUGAACAGCGGCUUUAUUGCUGACAAGUCGGCCAAAGUCGAGCGCUGGCGUGAGCACUUUGAGCACCAUCUCAACUUCGAUGCCCAACCUACCUCGCCAUUGCUCUCCUCGUCAGCGGAGUUUCUUCCCUCUCCUACCUAUGCAGUGCCAUGCGAUCCCCCCUCCGAGGGAGAAGUCGCCCAUGCCAUACGAAAGUUGCGCAACAAUAAGGCACCCGGAGAGGACGGUAUACCCGCUGAAGCCUCAAGUCUUAUGUCGACACUCCGGCGCCCUGGCUCCAUGAGGUGA